Molecule: messenger RNA, 3201 nt
Organism: Drosophila ananassae
Lineage: Eukaryota; Metazoa; Arthropoda; Insecta; Diptera; Drosophilidae
Exons: 10
Coding region: 96-2360 (754 amino acids)
Source: RefSeq, a predicted model, not a curated record
UAUUGGGUACAUUUUACACAUCACUAACCUCAUUGGCGCGAUCUUUUUGUAAACAAUUUCAUUUUUGUAAACAGAACUAUAACAAAACUAUAGAAAUGUCUGACGACACUCAAGCGGAGAUGAUUUCGAUGUCUUAUAGUGAGCUGGAGUGCAUAGAUCAGGAGGAUAUUAUAAUGCUUGUAGACGUGGAGUCUGCGCUAAAGAUCUGCCAGGAAUGUUUAGAAAAUAACACGAACAGCUCUUUCGACGUUUUGUCGUUAUGGUUUAAUAAAUUAUUAAGAGCCUAUAUGGAUGAGGCUAUUUGCUGCUUCAAUGCCGUCAAAGAAAUGUGCGAGUGGUUCCAGAUGAUGAAAUCAGCAGAAUCUUCAGAUACUGGCAACAACUUAAAGACUCUCUUGGCAGAGGCACUGCGAUUCGUAACAGAUUACAAGGACCAUUUGCUAAGUAGGGACGAACGUAUGGUCCAUGGGACAGUGUUUCUGAUGUUUGCAAUGGUCCAAGGAUUCUUUGAUGAAAGGGAAAAAAGUGCGAGCAGUAGUAUUUUGAAGACAAGUGUUCCGAUAGCCAUUGAUCUGCACUUGUCAGUGCUUUCCUUACUUAAAGAAAUUACUGCGCUAUCGACAAAACCGCAUCUACGCAUUACAACCCUGGUGCAGCAGAUGAGUGAAAUAUCCGCAUUUCUGAGCGACAGGAUUACACAUCUACAAGCGUUUAUAAAAACUAGUGAAACUAUGACCUUUAUAAGUUUACACUACUUAAAAUUUUAUAACGAAAACCUUAUAGAGGGUGAGCAGAUGCCUGAAUGGCUCAAGGAGACGGUCUUGCAUAUUUGUGAUACGAUUCUAAACCACUUGGAAACAAUUUGUAAAGGGGAUGCACUCUCUAUACCCAUUGAAAAAAUAGAAGAAUUUCUUAGAGUUACGCGUAAAUAUUUAUUGAUGCUGCAUGAGAUACUCAGUGGUGUCGUUACGCCAAUUGACGAAGCCGUUUUGCAAGCGCUAAUCGAAUUACUUGGUGAAACAAAACCAUUACAUAACCUUGGAAAGGAUAUACCUCUACUUUUAUCCACAUACGUUACUCCUUAUGUGAUGAAUGUAAUCGAAAUUGUUUAUUCUUUAGAUGAUUUUCAAAAGUAUUUAAUCUCCUGCCUGCUGGAUUCCGAUCAAUCGGAGCAAGAAUAUUUAUCCGUUUGCGUUGGUUUUAUAUCAGUAGUAUCCAAAGACGCUGCGGAAAUCAAUGAAAUUACCUUCCAAACAGUAAAAAGUAUUUUUGAAUACUUGUUUAAGGACGCCUCCAACUUUGUACAUUGCGAGAACUAUGAACGAAUAGUUGAAAGCUUUUCUUCUUUGAUGUAUUUGGGAGAAAAUGAUUACAUAUUUGACUACUUUUGCAUACGAAUGUUUGAAAAGGACAUGAUCAUGUCACAAGCGUGUGCUGAUAUACUUAUGUUAUACUUUCGCCUAAGGGAAAUGAACAAGUCCUGGAACCAAGAUGAAAUUGAAAAUGCUUUGAGUUUCUGGAAUAAAUGCAACAAUUCUUAUGCAAUGUUCUCUCGACAACCAAGUCAAUGUCACGUUCAGCGAUUUCUUAAAUAUUUUCACCGAAUAGCAAAAAAGGAGAUUCCUGCCGUUGACACUCGGAACUACCGAUACAUAUCUACGGUGGCUCCUUCCCAAAUGGGUAACAAGUUGUUAAAGCGUUUGGAAAAUUGUUCUCCUGAUCUGCCAACUCAACCCGAAGUCUACUAUGAAAUGGCAGGCCUUUUGGAGCUGUUGGCGCUACAGAACAACACAGAUUGUUCGCAGUGGUUUUUGCAGUCAUUUCAAAUGGCCAAGGAGCUUCUCAUCAAUGACAGGUGCAUCGUGUUUUCCGAGAGUUUCUUUAAGCUGCUUGCCAGAGAGGAUACAUCCACACAAUUAGUAAUAUUACGAGGUCUGCCGCCGUUGACUGGGGACGCCAAAUGGAACCAGCAGAAGUUUCUAUACACCUGCAAAGCUGGUGACGACGCACAGCUGAAAGCAUUCAGUACUCGACACUCCGUCGGGUGUAGUUUUCAGUCUAUCCUUGAGGUGAUGCUUCAAAAACCAUCUGUAUAUUCUGCGCGGGACGCUUUUUGCCAGGACCUACGAAAAACCAGUUAUAUUCGAGAGAUAAAGCAUGAGUGCUCAGGUCCUAUUUUAAAACGUAAACGAACUGACGAUUCGGCUAAAAAAAUUGUACACGACAUGUUCGAGAAAUCUUUUCAUUUGCGUCAAUGCAACUUAUCCACUUUGGAAGCUACCGACUGGAACAAUCUCAAGGAAACAGUUGCUUAUUUGACUAGCAUUUUGUCCGAAAAAAGUAAAACUCAAUCAUUUUGAAAUCUACCUUUAAUUUAAAGUAUAAAACUUUUAGUUCAAAGCUAGAUAUACAAUUUGGUCAAGUUUCAGAAAAACUAUAGAGCAUGAUAAACUUUCAUAAAUUUGGAAUGGUAUUGUGCUGGUAUUAUUAUGCUAGUAGUUUGGUCUAUAUAUUUAGCAUGUGAUGAUCAACAUAGUCCUCUGAAUCGGAAUCUAUAUCGAUGAAUUUGGAAUCAUCUUUAUGAUGCAUGUCUUCUCUGACGAGUAUACCUAUUAGAAUAAAAGCUUAUGUAAUACUAAUACUAAUAAUCAUCAUCGUGUCAACUUACCUGCAAGAGCAGCGGAAGUAAAGCUUACAAAACUUCCGGCAAAGUAGGCACGGACAGCCACUCUAGUAAUGUCCGGUCUUCUACUGGGUGCCAUGGCACUGAGGGCGGCAAUCAGAAUUCCUAGGGAUCCGGGGUUAGCGAAUCCGCAUAGGGCAAAUGUGGCUAUUGCUUCACUUCUAUGCUGUAUUUGUAAUAAUUCGCAAAUUAUUCCAUUCUUUUAAAAUAAAAAAUUGUACAUGUAUACAUACAUCGAUUUCAUUUGCUUGUGUAAGCUCUCCCAAGUGCUUGUAGCCGACAAAUUCAUUUAUUAGAGACUUCUCAGCAAUCACCAAGCCAAUAAUCGAACAGUCCUUUAGGGGUACGCCCAUAAUAAAGGCAACAGGCCAAAACAUUUUUGAGAGAAUAACCAGUAGGGUCACAUCACUUAUGUCCAGUAGUUCGAAAAUCCAUUGAACAACAGCAUUAAAGAAAAAUACAAUCGCCAAAAAAGCAAUUAUGUUCGCCACGAUUCCCAAAACAAUAAGCAUAGCAUU